Molecule: messenger RNA, 700 nt
Organism: Drosophila guanche
Lineage: Eukaryota; Metazoa; Arthropoda; Insecta; Diptera; Drosophilidae
Product: general odorant-binding protein 56h-like
Exons: 2
Coding region: 168-572 (134 amino acids)
Biological process (GO): sensory perception of smell
Molecular function (GO): odorant binding
Source: RefSeq, a predicted model, not a curated record
GGUGUUUAAAGUAGAUAAUUAGACUGAUCCCUAGAUUCAGAACUUUGUAUUGACUCCGUGCAAUUGAAAAUUCGGAGAGUCACGCGAAGUGGCAAUAAAAAUCUACCUAUAAAAAUGGGAUGCACGGCCGGAGUGGUAGCCAUUAGCAAAGUAAAGAACCUACGAGAAUGAGGACUACGCUGGCACUGACCCUGCUGCUCGGCUGCCUAACAGCGAACUUCGUGAGAGCAAUUGAUGACAAGAAUACCGCUGCGAUUGUGAAGAAAUGCUUGACCGAUUUUGGCGUUACUGAGCAGGACAUUAUGGACCUUAAGGAAGACAAGGUGAAGCCUGAAGACGUGAAGGACAACAUAAAGUGUACCGCUCAGUGCUUGAUGGUGGCAGGCGGAUAUAUGGACGCGAAUGGAAACCUGCUCACAGACAAGAUCAAGGAGCAAUACGCCAACCAUCCCAAAAAGGAUACGAUUUACAAGGUCGUGGAGGUGUGUGGAGGUGAAAAGGGAGUCAAUGCCUGCGACACCGCUUACCAGAUCGUCUCCUGCGCAAAGACCAAUGGCCACGCAUUCCAAUAAGACACGUUCUCGAUUAUCAAGGAUAGCCAAGACGAAUCCCAGAAGAAUUGAAGAAAACUUGUCGAUAUUUAUCAUAAAUUAACAACAAUUUUGUUAAAAGACAAAUAAUAAAUACAUAUCCAUACAUA